This is a messenger RNA of Xyrauchen texanus (razorback sucker), 1596 nucleotides long. RefSeq lists its product as uncharacterized. The record is from RefSeq and is a predicted model, not a curated record. Bases 284 to 589 code for a protein of 101 amino acids. The transcript has 4 exons. NCBI's taxonomy places the organism in Eukaryota, Metazoa, Chordata, Actinopteri, Cypriniformes, Catostomidae.
ACCAGGGAAUGAAAGAAUCGCAUGGGACUGGAGCGGACGAUCAAUGCUGUUUUCACUUUUAAAAUGCACUUUAUUUAUUUAUUUUUUAACUUUACAUUUUAUAAUAAAUCCUCGAAUAUAGAUGGAUUAAAGAGCCCCUGGAUGGAGCCUCUCAAUGCGUUUUUUUGACAUUGCAUACUGAUCUAUUACGGUAUUGUGGUGGGUUACAUUCAUUCUUCAGGUGUUUUCAAUUAAAUGCAAGCUGUAUAGAUAAAGCAAUACUUUAUUUCUCUUGAAUAAAUCAAUGGAUUGCAUAAGUCCCAUGCAGAACAAGAGAAGGCGCAGUGGAGAAUUGGAACAGUGGCACACUGAGUCGAAAAGGUUGUGUAGUAGACUGGGAGGCUGUGACCAGGUUGAAUAUGGUGCAGUGAUGGACACUCCAAUGGACACUUGGGAUCCCCCAAAUCACAGCCCCCAAAAUGGACACGGUGGCAAUGGCCAUGUCCCUAGCAUGCAGGUGUUAGCAGCCCCAGGACGUGGUGCAGGACAGGGUUGCCCCAGGUGUAUGGCUGGUGAACCUGGCCAUAUAAACCAUAUCAUGAGGUAUUGAUCUGCCGGGCCGAUGACUCCUGGAGAAAAAAAUGAAUUGACUGAAUGAACGGGAAGACAAAAGGCGAUGCAAUGAAACUGGAGAAGCAGUCUGCACUUUAUUUGUGCUGUGUGGGUUUUUCCGCAUACGUUGUGCCUUUCAUAGAUUUCAAACUCACCUCACUUGUAGUACUGUUUUGUUUUGUAGCAAAAUGCAGUUUACAAUACCAAGCGCAAUCCAGUUAUAAGAAUAGCAAUUAAUGAUGGUUUGGAUCACACUGCAGUUAAAUGUGUAGACACAUUUUGAAUGCGCUGCUUAGCACUAUAUACAUAAUAAUUUAUAAAUAAAUAACCCUGUAAUUCUAAUGUAAACAAAGUCAAUGCAACUAAAUGAGUAAUUUUAUACACUAUUUUUCUAAAAAAUACAAACAGAAUUUUUAUCUAUAAUGCAUGUUAAUCCAAGUGUAUAUUUGGAUUUUUUUAACUGCGUUCUUGUGAAGUCUCCAUGGUUUAUGAUGAUGCGUUCUUCAUUUGGUUUGUAUAGAUUCUGUACCAUAGUAAAAAUGUACUAAUUUCAACCUCAUUUAAAUAUAAGGACAUUUUUUAGAUGGGUAAAAACCCUGACAGUGUUUUGUUUUAUCCUAAUCAGUAUGUUUUGUAUGGAAGCCCAUUUCUGCAACAUUCAAAGAAAAGCAAAUUGUGCUAUGGCAAGUCAUUAUGAGAUACAAAUUCAGAAUUUUGAGAUUAAUAAUUUUGUUAUAAAAAGUCAUUGUUCUGUAAUAGUCAUUAUUAUGAGAGUAAACAUCAGUAUUAUGAGAUUCUAAAUCAAAUGAGACCCUUUAUGAGAUGUGAAGUCACAAUUAAGAGAAUAGUCAAAAUUCAAUUAUGAGAUAAAAAAAAAUCUAUAUUAUGAUUGCCAUAAUGAGGUAAAAAUUAAGAUAAACAUCUCAAAAUAAUGAGUCUUUAUCUCAAUUACAAAUUUGCAUCUCAUAAUUAUCACUUAAUUAAGCAACUUUUUGUAUUUUUAUU